AACAUCGAUAUUUUUGCAUCCCUAACACAUAUACAAGUCAAAUUCGGGAGAUAGUUCUGGAAUUUCGUAGUUUUAAUUAAUAAUAAAGCAGAUUAAGCCAAGCAAAGCAGCCAAUAUGUCGGACUGGGACUCUGUGACCGUUCUGCGCAAGAAGGCGCCCAAGUCGUCCACGCUGAAGACGGAGUCGGCGGUGAACCAGGCUCGCCGCCAAGGAGUCGCCGUGGACACCCAACAGAAAUAUGGUGCUGGCACCAACAAGCAGCAUGUGACCACCAAAAACACUGCCAAGCUGGACCGUGAGACUGAAGAGCUGCGCCACGACAAGAUUCCCCUGGACGUUGGCAAGCUAAUCCAGCAGGGACGCCAGGGAAAGGGGCUCAGCCAGAAGGACUUGGCCACUAAAAUCUGCGAAAAACAGCAGGUGGUGACCGACUACGAGGCUGGACGCGGAAUACCAAACAACUUGAUCCUCGGCAAGAUGGAACGCGUGCUGGGCAUCAAGUUGCGCGGCAAGGAGCGCGGCCAACCAAUAGCGCCUCCCGCCAACAGCACCACAAAACCAACAUCAGCACCACAACAGCAGCAGCAGCAACACCGACAUAGGGAGCAACACCAUCAGCAGGAGUCUGGAGGCUGGAGCACGGUGAGCGGCAGACGCAAAUGAAGCAUUAUCGGGAGGCUGGCGAACCAAAUCAAAUCGGGUCACGGCAGCAGCAGCAACAACUGCAGAGAGGAGCAGCAAAAACCCAGCAGCAGAGCAACAAAAGCAACUAAGCCAACUAUGAGCGCCAAUUUCGUAAAAUGUUUAUUCCAAGCCACAGAAACCAAAUGGUUGACCGAGGCAUUUGGCCCUGUCAAUCCUUAUUCUUUCUACCGUUCAAAUUAACCAUUGUAAUUACCAAAAAAAAAUACACAUAACCACAAGCAUACAUCGCGGAUACGCGAUAUUUUGAUAUUAAGGCGCGCUCAUAGCUUGGCGAAGACAUUUCUGGCAUUUGAGUUUGUUUUUGAAACUUGAUCAAUAAGUUAUGGAAUUAAAAAAAACAGGAAAACA
Messenger RNA from Drosophila kikkawai, 1054 nucleotides. RefSeq names its product multiprotein bridging factor 1 (gene mbf1). NCBI's taxonomy places the organism in Eukaryota, Metazoa, Arthropoda, Insecta, Diptera, Drosophilidae. The record is from RefSeq and is a predicted model, not a curated record. Gene Ontology annotation, molecular function: DNA binding. Gene Ontology annotation, cellular component: nucleus.